GGGUAUUGACCCGGUCAAAGAUACGGUGUCAAUCAAGGAUGGGUUAACUAGUUUCCAUCAGGUUUGGUUUUUUAAUUAUGAGUAUUAACCGUGAUUUAACCAAAUUAUAAACCGAACGGAAACCUUGACACCUUGUUGUAAAUUUGUAACAUAUGGAUUAGGUUUUGUUCUGUUCUUUUUUUUUUUUUUUUCUCUCUGAUGCAACUCUGUUCCUUAUCUUAAUUAUGGGAUUAGGUUUUGUUAAGUUUGAAACCAACAAAAGAGUUAAAGAGGAAAUUAAAGUCUUCAUCACACCACACGUGUGGCUCGUUUCUCAUAAAAAAUUAAGAAACAAAAAAAUUAAUUAAUGACCGUAUUGAAAAAGAUUACUCGCUUCCCAUAAAAAUAUUACUCAAUUAUUCAAAAAUAUAUAAAACGCAUCAAAUACUUGAUUUUAUCAAGAAUCUACAAAAUCCUAUAUCUUCUGAAGUAAAUCGCUUUUUUCGGGAGUAACUAAUUGACGUAACAGAUUUGGUUGGAUGGGAAUAUAUUAGGGAGUGUUUACUAAUCUAAUAGAUAGUGUCAAAGGAAAAAGCUUUGGUGAAGGAAAUUGAGAAUGACGGCUCCAUGCAAGCACUGGAUUGUUCACCGUCAAAUCUGCUGUCGAUGCAAAUCCCCAGUGAAAACGUAUGACGCCAAUACGAAGGUCGCAAAGGAAACCUCUCUUAACCCUAAUUGUCGUCAUCGGCUGUAUCAAAACCGUCGAUGUUGCCGAUGUGGAUAUUAUCUGGAUACUUGGUAUUUUGCUCGAGCUUUCAAUUACAUCGCAAAGUCUUUAUCGAUGAGUCCCGAGUUCGAGGCGACCACUAAGAAACAGAAGUUGGGGAUAGCGUUGGGAAAGAGGAAGCUUCACUUGGUUCUUAGCUUAGAACACACCCUCAUCGACCUUAUCAGUGUGUCAAAGCUCUCCGAGAUCGACAGGUAUCAUCUGCUCGAAGAGGCUGAUUCGGGAUCAAGAGAUGAUCUGUUUCGUUUAGCUAAUGAGAGUUUCUAUUCAAGCGAUGCGUUAGUGAAGUUUCGACCUUUUGUACGUGAAUUUUUGCGGGAAGCAGAGAAGAUUUUCACCAUGCAUGUGUACACAAACUAUGGUCCUGGCCUUGCAAAGAAGGUGGUGAAGUUGCUCGAUCCGCAUAUGAUAUACUUUGGGAAUCGCAUUAUUACGAGUAAAGAUAGCAAUGGUGAUUUGAAGUCAUUGGAACUUGUUUUGGCGGAACCACGUGGGGUGCUUAUCGUAGACUAUGAUCAUAGAUUGUGGAAGAGCCCAGGCCACAACGUGAUUUUCAUGUCGAAGUACGUGUAUUUCAAAGAAAUCAGCAACGAGGAUGGGGUCCUAGCAAAAACUCUUAACUUGCUCAAGAAGAUAUCUUUGACAGGAGAUUAUAAAGUUGUUGACUUGGAGGGAAAGAGCGAGGGAGAAAGUCCUGAUGAUGAUGAUGAAUUGUUGUUGAAAGUCCUAUUGAGAUCCCUCAAGGAGCUUCAUGAGUUAUUCUUUAAUGGAGGAUAUCAGGAGGUGAAUCCUCUCCUGCCCCGCUUCUUCACGCCCAGGAAUUUGAAUGAUUACCAGUCCAAUGGAUUUACAUUUUCCUUUACAUGAUAUAAUUUUCGUGUUGUUUCCUUAUUAACAUCUCUCAUUAGAGCAUCAGCAUUGGUUUUGU
Molecule: messenger RNA, 1694 nt
Organism: Arabidopsis lyrata subsp. lyrata
Lineage: Eukaryota; Viridiplantae; Streptophyta; Magnoliopsida; Brassicales; Brassicaceae
Product: RNA polymerase II C-terminal domain phosphatase-like 4
Exons: 2
Coding region: 596-1633 (345 amino acids)
Molecular function (GO): RNA polymerase II CTD heptapeptide repeat phosphatase activity
Source: RefSeq, a predicted model, not a curated record